Messenger RNA from Sorghum bicolor (sorghum), 1997 nucleotides. RefSeq lists its product as uncharacterized. NCBI's taxonomy places the organism in Eukaryota, Viridiplantae, Streptophyta, Magnoliopsida, Poales, Poaceae. Gene Ontology annotation, biological process: snRNA transcription by RNA polymerase III; snRNA transcription by RNA polymerase II. The transcript is spliced from 12 exons. Gene Ontology annotation, molecular function: sequence-specific DNA binding. The record is from RefSeq and is a predicted model, not a curated record. Gene Ontology annotation, cellular component: snRNA-activating protein complex. Bases 35 to 1054 code for a protein of 339 amino acids.
CCCUAUCAUAAAAUUGUAGGUCCGCUAUGGCCGAAUGCCCCCACCGCCCGACGCCGCCGCCCUCCUGCUUCCCCAAUUCCCCUCGGCCCCGCCGCCUCCCAUCGCUUCGGUCCUCGGCUUGGUCAUGCCUGUAAAUAUAGAUAUUGCUCCUUUCAAGCUGGACAUCGAUGAGCUCAUAGCUGAUUAUGCCAAGGAGAACUAUAUGUCACUUGCUGAAUUUAAACGAGUGUGGAUGGCCAAGAAAUUUUCUUAUAUUUAUGAAGGCAGACCUAAGACAAACUCGGGUUUAUUCAUGCAGUCCCUCUUUCUGCAUUGUAUUGGUCAUUUGACUUCUCAAAGUUCACUACCCCAAAGAUUGGCUGGACUUUACUGCCUUUACUGUCUGUAUGAGUGCCAGCCAUACAAGCCACAGUUCAAGAUUUAUUUGUCUCUUGAGGAGUCUAGGCAACUGAAAGAUUUCGUUGUUAUGGCUAAGCAAAAUGGACUGCAGCUCGUGCCUGCACUUGUUAAAAGGAUGCUCGAUAAAGGCAUGUUUUUGCUUGGCUACAUGAAUUUGAUUGAUGACAAUGGGGGCAAGCAGGUUGAGGAGUUGACUGCAUUGCAGAACAAGCGAGUAAAAUUUGCCUGUGACAAGUUAUUUGCAAAUACCCAAGCAGAAAGUUAUAUGCACAUGGACUUGGGUGCUGAGUUUGAGCUUGAUAGCAUCAAGAAAUUGUCAAAGGAGUACGCAGAAGCAAAGGAAUUGGCCCUUGCAGAGGCAAGCCAGAUUGUGGAAGUUGAAGAUGCUAAGCACCUCCUUCAGAGUGACAAGCUGUUGGGUGACAAGAUAGACGAAGUCGUCAAAGAAUGGGAUGCCCAGAAGGAGGGGUUCUACGAGAGAACAGGAUUAACCCCUGGCAAUCGGCUCAUGGUGGUUGACAAUGAUGAAUCAGGAGUACAAGAUCACGAGGACGCAUCCCAUAGCAAUCAGAUCAUGGCGAUUGACAAUGAUGAAUCAGGAGUACAAAAUCAAGAGGACGACGACUUUUAUGACUUAGAUCAGCUGCUAGAGUGAAGAAAGUCCGUAAACUCUUACGGUCGUGUAACCCUGUCAUUCAGAAUACUGCGAGAUGAAAUCCUUGCUUGUCUUUACUAGCUUGUCAUUUUAAGUCGUUGACUUUCUGUUCUCCUACACUGACUGAAGCAAAAUCUUGUACAUGAUGGUUCCAAACUUCCAGUUUUGGUCGCGUUUCAGAUCUGGAGCGUUCGGUUUGUCGUAUGGUAAAUCGCCAGGUUGCAACAAUCGCUUGGUUUGAAGCAGAUUCUGUUUGUGGCAGUCAUUCUGUAGCUAUUCCUCUUGUUCUUGUGUUCCCCUACUUGUGGCGUUUCUUCCAAUGUCUCCGGCAGUACAAGGAUACAAAGGAGAAGACAUGUCUCUUGAAUGGCCUCUCUGGCUGAUCUCUAGUGUUAUUAAUUCACUGUAUUCCUUCUACUGGGAUAUAAAGCGAGAUUGGGAUCUGAGCAUCCUAACCAGGAUUUUCAUGUUCAAAAACCCAAGCAUAUGGACUAAUCUUCUUUAUGGGCAGAACUGGGUAUUCUACUGGGUGUUGGGCAGCAAUUUGGUUCUGCGAUGCACAUGGACAUACAAGCUCUCGGCGCAUCUUCGGCACAACUACCUGACAGUGUUCACCAUAGCAGCUCUGGAUAUACUGAGACGGUGGGCAGUGGGUGUUCUCCGAGUCGAGAAUGAGUGGAACAAGAUGACAGCCAAAAAAAACUUGGAGAUGUCAUCUGACAUGCCUUCGGAAGGAGACAGGCUACUGGAUUCUAGUAACCAUACAAUAUGAGCUGAACAGAACAGUAAUAUCAUAUUUUGCGAUACAGAUUCAUCACCAUUCUUUUAACGUGACCAUUAUAGCCAAUUUUACGUCGAUGGUUCAGAUUUUGUCUGUAGAGCUCAAAAGGUCAGGGAUACACGAUAGGUUUCUAUAUAAAAAAGUUGAAAUUUGUUGGCGACU